Messenger RNA from Pteropus alecto (black flying fox), 4197 nucleotides. RefSeq names its product tumor protein p53 binding protein 2 (gene TP53BP2). Lineage: Eukaryota; Metazoa; Chordata; Mammalia; Chiroptera; Pteropodidae. Gene Ontology annotation, biological process: regulation of apoptotic process. The transcript is spliced from 17 exons. The record is from RefSeq and is a predicted model, not a curated record. Gene Ontology annotation, cellular component: nucleus. Gene Ontology annotation, molecular function: p53 binding. The coding region runs from base 250 to 3441 and encodes 1063 amino acids.
AACGUCCAGUUGCUGAUAAUGAGCGGAUGUUUGAUGUCCUGCAAAGAUUCGGAAGUCAGAGGAAUGAAGUUCGUUUCUUCCUUCGUCAUGAACGCCCCCCUGGCAGGGACAUGGAAAGAGGUGAAGUCAUCUGAAAGUGAUGCUGGAGGCGGCCGGCACUUCGAGCUGUUGCGGAGACUAGGAGAGAACCCCUGUGGGGGAAGCCAGCUCGCUGGGUCCCUGGAGGCCGAUUGACCUCCCCGAGAGAGCAUGGAGACCCUGAGACCACGGGCCACUUUUCUCCAGCCCAGAGCGUCGAAAGAGGAGAAAAAGAUGAUUAGAUUGACCCAAGUGAGUGGACCAAGAUCUCAGGAUCCAAAUUUAAAAAGAAACGGUGCGAAAGUUCCCAGUGGCCACCGCAGGAAGGAGAACGGCGUUCAUAGUCCUAGGAUGGAUCUGACUCUUGCUGAACUUCAGGAAAUGGCGUCUCGCCAGCAGCAGCAGAUCGAGGCCCAGCAGCAGAUGCUGGCUACCAAGGAACAGCGCUUGAAGUUUCUGAAACAGCAAGAUCAGCGUCAGCAGCAACAGGCUGCUGAGCAGGAGAAGCUUAAGAGGCUAAAAGAAAUAGCUGAGAAUCAGGAAGCUAAGCUGAAGAAAGUGAGGGCACUUAAAGGCCACGUGGAGCAGAAGAGACUGAGCAACGGGAAACUUGUGGAGGAAAUUGAACAGAUGAAUAGUUUGUUCCAGCAAAAGCAGAAGGAGCUCGUUCUGGCUGUGUCCAAAGUAGAGGAGCUGACGAGGCAGCUGGAGAUGCUCAAGAACGGCAGGGUCGACGGCCACCAUGACAACCAGUCCGCGGUGGCUGAGCUCGACCGUCUGUACAAGGAGCUGCAGUUGAGAAACAAAUUGAAUCAGGAGCAGAAUGCCAAGCUGCAGCAGCAGAGGGAGUGUUUGAACAGGCGGAAUUCCGAGGUGGCGGUCAUGGACAAGCGUGUGAACGAGCUGCGGGACCGGCUGUGGAAGAAGAAGGCAGCGCUGCAGCAGAAGGAGAACCUCCCGGUCUCACCUGAUGGAAGUCCGCCUCAGCAGGGGGUGUCGGCCCCGAGUCGCGUGGCUGCGGUCGGUCCCUACAUCCAGUCGUCCACCAUGCCGCGGAUGCCGCCCCGGCCUGAACUGCUGGUGAAGCCAGCUCUGCCAGACGGUUCCUUGGCCGCGCAGCCCGCAGAGGGGCCCCUGAAAGUCCACACGCUGCCCAACAUGCGGUCCGGGGCCGCUUCGCAGACGAAAGGUUCUAAAAUCCAUCCACUUGGUCCCGACUGGAGUCCAAAUGCAGAUCUUUUCCCGAGCCAGGCCUCUGCUCCGGUACCCAAAAGCUCCGGGAGUGCUCCAGACCAAGCUGAUGAUGGGGAGGUUCCCCUGAGGGAGAAGGAGAAGAAAGUUCGCCCCUUUUCAAUGUCUGACACAGUCGACCAGUCUGCUGUCCCUCCCUCGUUUGGGGCUCUGAGGAAGAAUCAGAGCAGUGAAGACAUCUUGCGGGAUGCUCAGGCUGCAAAUAAAAAUGUGGCAAAAGUACCACCUCCUGUUCCAUCAAAACCCAAACAGAUUAAUUUGCCUUAUUUUGGACAAGGGAAUCAGUCACCAUCAGACAUUAAGCCAGAUGGAAAUUCUCAGUUGUCAACAGCUAUCACAUCCAUAGGAAAUAAACCCAAAACAGCAGGGCAGCAGCAGAGGGUACUGCUGUCCCCUGGUGUACCUUCAGGUGGCCAGGACCAAACCCUUAUUCCAGGUUCCAAGCAAGAAAGUCCACCUGCUGCUGCUGUCCGGCCCUUCACCCCCCAGCCUUCCAAGGACGCCCUGCUUCCCCCCUUCAGAAAACCCCAGACCGUGGCGGCCAGCUCAAUAUACUCCAUGUAUACACAGCAUCAGGCUCCUGGAAAAAACUUCCAGCAGGCCGUGCAGAGUGCGUUGACCAAGACACAUCCCAGAGGGCCACACUUCUCCAGCGUCUAUGGCAAGCCUGUGAUAGCCGCUGCCCCCAGUCCCCAGCAGCUCCCAGAGCACAUGUACGCCAGUAACCAGGGCAAACCCGGGAGGCCGGAACCAGAAACAGAGCCUGCUGCUUCGGUUCAGGAGAACCAUGAAAACGAAAGAAUUCCUCGACCACUCAGCCCAACCAAAUUACUGCCUUUCUUAUCGAAUCCUUACCGAAACCAGAGCGAUGCGGACUUAGAAGCCCUACGAAAGAAACUGUCUAAUGCACCACGGCCCCUAAAAAAACGGAGCUCUAUUACGGAGCCAGAGGGUCCAAAUGGGCCGAAUAUUCAGAAACUUUUGUACCAGAGGACUACCAUCGCUGCCAUGGAGACCAUCUCUGUGCCGUCAUACCCGUCCAAGUCGACCUCGGUGACCGCCGGCUCGGAAAGCCCAGUAGAAAUCCAGAAUCCGUAUUUAUGUGCAGAGCCGGAGAAGGAGGUAGUCUCUGUGGUUCCUGAGCCAGUGUCCCCAGAGGAAGCCGGGAGCGCCAGUGCGGGGAACAGUGACCUGCUAGCUCCUUCUCCGGGCCUUGAUUAUGUGCCUGAAGGAGUCCCAGACAGCAGCCCAACCUUCCAGAGUAGCGUGGAAGAACCAAAUCCAGAGGCUCCCCAUCUGCUCGAAGUGUACCUGGAGGAGUACCCCCCGUACCCCCCGCCGCCGUACCCGUCAGGGGAACCCGAGGCGCCAGGGGAAGAUGCUGGGAGCAUGCGUCCGCCUGAGGUCACCGGGCAGGGGUCUCUGCCUCCCGGCAAAAGGACCAACUUGCGUAAAACUGGUUCAGAGCGAAUUGCUCAUGGAAUGAGGGUGAAAUUCAACCCCCUUGCUUUACUUCUGGAUUCAUCUUUGGAGGGAGAAUUUGACCUUGUACAGAGAAUUAUUUACGAGGUUGAUGACCCAAGCCUGCCUAAUGAUGAAGGCAUCACAGCUCUUCACAAUGCUGUGUGUGCAGGUCACACAGAAAUCGUGAAGUUCCUGGUGCAGUUUGGCGUGAACGUCAAUGCUGCUGACAGCGAUGGAUGGACUCCGCUGCAUUGUGCAGCCUCCUGUAACAACGUCCAGGUGUGUAAGUUUUUGGUGGAGUCGGGAGCCGCCGUGUUUGCCAUGACGUACAGUGACAUGCAGACUGCCGCCGACAAGUGCGAGGAAAUGGAGGAGGGCUACACCCAGUGCUCCCAGUUUCUUUACGGAGUUCAGGAGAAAAUGGGCAUCAUGAACAAAGGAGUCAUUUAUGCUCUUUGGGAUUAUGAACCUCAGAAUGACGACGAGCUGCCCAUGAAGGAGGGGGACUGCAUGACGAUCGUCCGCAGGGAGGACGAGGAUGAGAUCGAGUGGUGGUGGGCACGGCUGAGUGAGAAGGAGGGCUAUGUGCCCCGCAACCUGCUGGGGCUAUACCCAAGAAUUAAACCAAGACAAAGGAGUUUGGCCUGAAACUGUAUAGAAGUAUAGUUAAUGAAGAAUUAAUCUCUGUUAUCACUAAGAAGUAAUAUGAUUGUUUUUGGCACAAAUUUCACAACUUAUUUUAAUGACAAUGUAACUUGAAAGCCAUGAAGAAUGUGCUCUGGAAGAAAAUGAAGGGUUGAAGCACUCACUGUCAGUGGGGGGCAUUCAGCACCGUGAACGGAGCGCCUACGUAAGCCGACCUAACGGCGCUGGGGUUCCAGGUGCACUCAGAAGGAUGCUCAGUGACAAUCUUGUUUCCCACAAGAAGUGGUACCAUUUAUUGGGCUGCUGGGAAAUCAGCUCCAUGUCCUGCUCCACUGGAGUUUUUCAGCACCUGCCCUCGUACCUGUCCUCCCACCGGAAAGGACUAGCGCCAUCACGGCGCCACCUCUGAUUGUCCCCCAGCACUAGCAGGCCCUCGGGACCCACACGAAGGCUCGAAGGUGUCGCACCCCUGGAUGUCGUCAGUGAAGAAUUGUUGGCUGGUCGUCAGUGAGCAAUAACUUUGUUACAUGAGUUCUCGUAGCAUUUUAAAAAUUAUACGUGUAUUUGAAGUAUUGAAAGCAAGCUACACUACAGGUAAUUAGGUUUAGAAUCUUGUUUUUAGGCUGAAUUUGAAUCUAUAUUUAUUGCCUUUUGUAUCUUGGAAAUUAGAGAUUUGUUAUAGAUUUACCCAUAAUAUUUGUCGAGAUCAUAGGUGACUUAAAAACAAUUGUAAUAAAAUUAAACUUUUCGACGCUAAGA